This is a messenger RNA of Periconia digitata, 516 nucleotides long. Lineage: Eukaryota; Fungi; Ascomycota; Dothideomycetes; Pleosporales; Periconiaceae. The record is from the annotation of a GenBank genome assembly.
CGCGACCUGACCACCCACCGCUCGCCCCUCAUUGCCCCUCCUUCUUGUUUCUCUCUCUCUCUCUCUCCUAUCUCUUUGCCUCAAAGACACAAUGGCGAAGAAACCAGCAGCCUCGAACAAAAGGAAGAGGAACAAGUCGUCACCAAAGUCCUCAUCCUCGACCCAGCAGCAGCCGCCGAUCAGAAUCCCCAAGCAGUUAACAUUAAAACAUCCACUUGCAAAUAUAAAGCUACCCAGAGAGCUACAAAAUCAGCUGUACAAGACUUACAUCUUCCCCUUGACACAAAAGCUGUCAAAUACUUGUAUGAGCACCCAGACCGCGCUAAAGUAACCAGAGAUAUGUACAUAGACACAGUCGACGAGGACGGAAUCAACCACAGGGCGAUAGAUCUACACGUCGAAGUUGAUAUUGGACGGGAGGUGACAACUAAAGAGCGAGCGAGGAUGCAUGGCAGCCGCGAGAGGACCCACAGGGACGAGCGGAAGGGAUGGAGUCGCGCUUCAGAGAACAGAUCC